AUGGCCCCGCCGCCCCCGCUUCCUCCCGCCGCCGGUGAUGCCGCCGACGAGUCUCUCCCGGCCGUCGCGCGCUCCGUGGAGGAGCUCGCCUCCUUCAGCGACAGGCUCACCGACUUCCUCGGCCAAUGGCACGACAUCCUCGUCCACGCCGACUCCAUCGCCGCCGCCUUGCCCCCGCUCGCCGACCCCGACCACGAGAGGAAGCCCAGCCCCAGUACCGCUGGCGUGGCGGAGCCUGGGGGCCAGUCGACCUCCGUCCUCGUCGCCGCCGUCACCGACCGUGUAGCGGAAUCCAACCCUAAACCCGAUCCCGCGACCCAGCUGAAGCCCGAUGGCGUCCCCGUCGACGCCGCCGCCGGCUUCCCAGUCCCCGACUCUGUCCCGGAGCCCGAGCCUGAACCGGUUCUCUCGGCCGUGGUCGAGCCGAACCCGGUCCCUGAACCCGACCCCGCGCCCGCGCCCGCGCCCGCGCCCAAGGCGAAGCCACCCGCCGAGCGCGAGCGCAGGGCCGGCGAGCCGUCGGAGGCGGCGCUGGGGGCCAUCUGCGAGCAGAUGGGCUCGCGCUCGCUGCGCCGCUUCGCCACCGCGCACCUGCGGGACCGCUCCUGGCUGCGCCGCGUGGGGCCGGGCGCGCUGCGCCGCGCCCCGGACCCCGCCGCGCUCGUCCUCAUCGCCGUCAGCCGCUACUACAUCUGCGCCGAGAGCGAGAGCGCCGAGGCCGCCUGCGUGCUCCUCCUGGAGCUCUACGUGCGCGCCGGGUGCCCCAGCCGCCGGUGCAGGCCUGAGGGAGAGGCUGAGCUGCGUCGGGAGGCCGAGGUGCGGGCGGAGGCGCGCGUGGCGGCGCUGUCGUGGCGCAGCCGGAUUGUGCGGGAGAAGGGCCGGGUCGCCGAUGCCAGCGCCAGGGACGGCCGCGGCCUCAUCCUCCUCAUGGCCGCAUUCGGCGUGCCGCCCGAGUUCCCGGCGCAGGAGCUCUACGAUCUGCUGCUUGCUGGCGGCUGCUUGGCCUGCGCCGACGUGCUGAAAUGCUCCCAGCUCUUUGUGAAGAAGCUGCGUGAUGUUGUUGUUCAUAUGGUGAACAAGGGAAGCUAUUGCGAAGCGAUCGGCGUGAUCCUUUCAUUUGAGCUGCAGGAUGCGUUCCCGCUCGCGGACGUACUGGCUUACAUCCUUGACAAGGUUGAGGAUGAUAGGAAGUUUGAGGGGCAGUCUAAUUUGGCGGGAUCGAAACAACAUGAUGAAGAGGAGUUGGUUCUUUGGAGAUCAAUAUCAAAAUGUGUGGAGGAGCACUCAACAUGUUCCUCGGAAAUUUCUUGCUUCAGUAUCGCUGAGAGGAUUAAGGUGCUAGAAGAACGCGUCGGAAAGCAAAGCCAACCAAGCGUUUAAAGCAACUAAGCAAAAAACAACAACAACAGAGGACAGUCUAGAUUGAGUGCCCAUAUCUUCAGUAUGCACCACCUAACAUAAACCGUGAACGGCAGAAGCAACAUCAUUGGUGAAGAGAGCUUGGCAUACCAGUUCGAGUAGUGUAAACUCUAAAAAUUUAGAAAUGGAUCCAGCCGCGAUAUGUGGACUUGUAGGAAGUCUUCCUAGACUCCUCAAGUGUCCAUUAUAUAGUAAGGCGCAACAAGUGUUGCAGUGUUAUGGUUAAAACCCUUUGUCGAAACCUUUGGCCAGUUUUCCCAAAAACAUUCCAUGUUCGGAAGGGAUGAAUUUAUUGGGGAUGGUUCUGGAUUCUGCAUCAUGUUUACUUGUUUUUCUCCUGUUGGAACAUCAGUUUUAGACUUUGA
Messenger RNA from Lolium rigidum, 1784 nucleotides. RefSeq names its product inactive protein FRIGIDA. The transcript is spliced from 3 exons. The record is from RefSeq and is a predicted model, not a curated record. Lineage: Eukaryota; Viridiplantae; Streptophyta; Magnoliopsida; Poales; Poaceae. The coding region runs from base 1 to 1380 and encodes 459 amino acids.